AUGAACACCUCAAGACUCCAACUCACCACCCGUCUCGCCCGACUCGCCGCUCCUCCUCGUCGCUCCGCACUCUCUCACUCCCGCCUCACACCCUCCUGGCCCCCAAUCGCAACCACAACACUGACCUCCCGGCGCUGCAUCUCAGAACCCGCAUACCAACCUCCUCAACCACAACAACCACACCCUCCCACGCCUCCAAAGUCGAACCCGCACCGCGAGUUCUACUACACAUUCGGCUCCCCCGUACUCAAAGUCUUCCUCGGCGCCCUCUUCACAUACGAGCUCCUGCUCUUCGCAUGGCUGAAGCUCGAGAACAUUGAAUUGGCCAGGGAUCUGAAAGGCCAGGUCGCUGCGCUAGAGGCGCAAUUGGCAGAGCUGACGCAGCGGAAAUGA
Pseudovirgaria hyperparasitica is the source of this 393-nucleotide messenger RNA. RefSeq lists its product as uncharacterized. The transcript is spliced from 3 exons. The coding region runs from base 1 to 393 and encodes 130 amino acids. Lineage: Eukaryota; Fungi; Ascomycota; Dothideomycetes; Acrospermales; Acrospermaceae. The record is from RefSeq and is a predicted model, not a curated record.